This is a messenger RNA of Gavia stellata (red-throated loon), 1958 nucleotides long. It is a transcript of the gene SPATS2, whose product is annotated as spermatogenesis associated serine rich 2. The record is from RefSeq and is a predicted model, not a curated record. NCBI's taxonomy places the organism in Eukaryota, Metazoa, Chordata, Aves, Gaviiformes, Gaviidae. Gene Ontology annotation, molecular function: protein binding. Gene Ontology annotation, cellular component: cytoplasm. The transcript has 13 exons. The coding region runs from base 318 to 1958 and encodes 546 amino acids.
GGGCGAGCGGGCCCCCGCCGCCACGGCCGAACCUGAAAAGACCGAUACCAACUGCUGCAGUCAGGCUUUGUGACAAGAAGUUGCUUUUCAGAGGAAGGAGCUGUAGUGCUCUGCUGGCCUGUCAGCAGAUUUCUGACAACUCCAGACCCCGUUUGCCCUCGCAGCUGGGAUUUUGCCAUCCCAAACCAGAUAUCUGCUGUUUCCCGCAUCGAUACAAGGCGGUGUGUGAGUUGCAACUGCCAGCUACGUUGCUCAAGGGCGAGGACUCUGGUUUUUCCCCCUCCUGUGUAGCUGGACAUUAGAGCAAACGCGCUGAGAUGUCUAAAAAGCAAAAUACGAAAGAUCCGUCUGGGUUUAUUUUUGAUGUGCAGUCCAAUACUGUGAUGGCCCAAGGAGGAACCUUUGAAAACAUGAAGGAGAAGAUCAGCGCAGUGCGUGCAAUAGUCCCCAACAGGAGCAACAAUGAGAUUGUCCUUGUGCUGCAGCAUUUUGACAACUGUGUGGACAAAACAGUGCAAGCCUUUAUGGAAGGCAAUGCCAGCGAAGUACUGAAAGAAUGGACUGUAACAGGCAAAAAAAAGAACAAGAAGAAGAAAACCAAACCGAAACCGCAAGCUGAAUCGAGCCCUGGCCUCCCAGACCCCAGUAAAUUGGUGUCCACUGAAGAGGAGCAGUCGGCAAACUCGGAGAAGGGUGGAAUUAACGGUUUCCAUGUCAACGGCUGUGCCCACGACACGGAGUCUGUGGACUCGCUCAGUGAAGGUUUGGAUGCACUUUCAAUUGAUGCCAGAGAGCUGGAGGAUUGCGAGUCUGCGGCACCAGACAUGCCUGAUAGAACAGUGCCUGAACUAGAGAAUGGAAUAGCAGACUUUGACACAAAAUCGCUCAUCAUGCAUCAUUCCCAGAGCCCUUCGUCUCUUAGACAGCGGCCUGAGCAGAGGAGCGCUAGCAGGUCUCUGUCCAGAUCAACAGCGAGCAAUUUAACUCCCGCAUCCCUGUCUGUAACGCGGCUGGAAGAUGUUCCUGUUUCACCUGCAAACAAGAAGCUAGGUUCUAAUAUUGACAAAUCAGUGAAGGAUCUCCAGCGCUGCACCGUUUCACUGGCUCGGUACCGGGUUGUGGUGAAGGAGGAAAUGGAUGCUUCCAUUAAGAAGAUGAAGCAGGUCUUUGCUGAACUGCAGAGUAGCCUUAUGGAUCGGGAGGUGGCGUUGCUGGCCGAAAUGGACAAAGUGAAAGCAGAAGCAAUGGAAAUUCUGGUCAGCCGCCAGAAGAAGGCAGAAGCCCUGAAGAAGAUGACUGAUGUGGCGGUGCGAAUGUCGGAGGAGCAGCUGGUCGAGCUCAGAGCCGACAUAAAGCAUUUUGUGAGCGAACGGAAAUACGACGAGGACCUGGGCAGGGUGGCGCGGUUCACCUGCGACCUGGAGGCGCUGAAGAAGAGCAUCGCCUCCUUCGGCCAAGUUUCCCAUCCAAAGAACAGCUACUCCACCCGAUCGCGGUGCAGCUCUGGCGCAGCCGCAUCCCUGAGCCGUCCCAGCGAGACCUCCGCUCCCUCAGCCCCCGCAUGUGCCUCUGCCUCUGCUGCCAGCCUUACUGCGGCGAGCAAGAAGCCCUCGGCGGAGGCGGCCGUGGGGAAUGCCGCCAGCCGCCCUCCCCAGCCUUCGCGAGAGGUGUUGCAGGGGAGCAGGAGAGCAGGAGCGGGGCCCAGGGCCCAGGGCCAGCGCCACAUCGGCCCCCCCGUCCCCGGCCGCCACAACAACGGCCACCGCCACAGGAACGGGCCGGGCCAGGCCUACGGCCGGCGGCAGACCUCCCCGCCGGCGGCCGCCAGCCCUGGCCAGACUCAGCCCACGGGUGCCAGCGCCUCGCCGCAGCCUGGCCCCCCUCUCUCCGGCACGGAGCCGCCGGCGCUGCCGCAGCGCAGGCCCCGAGCCGCUCGGCAGGAGGGAGCGAAGUCCUGA